Messenger RNA from Amoebophrya sp. A25, 3408 nucleotides. NCBI's taxonomy places the organism in Eukaryota, Dinophyceae, Syndiniales, Amoebophryaceae. The record is from the annotation of a GenBank genome assembly.
AUGAUCGAUGGCGCUACAAGGUGGAUCCAGCCUACUAAUUUAGUUAGAUCAAACGCUGAAUCUUCCUGCAAAGCCAUGAGGAACUGGAUCCAAACAAAGGGGAAGAUGAAGGCCAUACGUUCGGACAAUGGUAAAGAGUUUCUUGGAACAUUCGUCACCGAAUGCACUAAUAGGGGUAUUAUACUAGAGACAUCUGCACCAUUCAACCCAGAAGAAAAUGGUCUCGCGGAGGCAGCCAACAAAAAGCUGCUUACUGUGGCCAGAUGUUUACUACAAGAUAGCGAGUUAGAUGCUUCGUACUGGCCCUAUGCCAUCGAAGCCGCGGCGUUUCUGUUGAAUCGAACCCCGAUGAAGGCACUUGGGGGGAAGUCGCCUUUCGAAGUUCGAUAUGACGAAAAGCCAAGACUUGGCUUCUUGCGUCCUUUCGGAUCUCCUUGUUACUACCGGGAUCACCAUCCCAAGGCGAACAAGAUGCAGUCCAAGUUUCGGGAGGGCAUUCUUCUCGGUUAUUCUGAAACAGCAGCGGCAUACAAAGUUCAAGACGUAGCAACUAAAAAGCUUUACGUUUGUAGAUCAGUCCGCUUCCCAGUAUCAGUAGCAAAAGACGCCCCUUUAGCACCUAUAACUUUCGACGAAGAGGAGGAGGAAGUAGAGCCUCAGGGGGAGUUCUCUUGUAUGGUAACUGACUCAGUGUCUUAUAAGUGGGACUUUUUGGGGACAAAGACAAUACUAGACCCGUUAAGCGUCGCUUUGUAUUGGAUUUGGGCAGUAUUAGGUGUGUCGAUCUGUCUAGUCUGGUGGAUACUGACUACGCAAGGGGAGAAAGCACAAGGUGCGAAGCGAAGUCAUGUAUACCGGACUUCCCUGGAGGGUGUAUAUAGUUACUUUGUUAAAAACAGACCUAAAAAGAUGGCACGAAAAGAGUGGAGAAAGUGGAAGAGCCUCCACCAAAAGGCGAAGAAAAAUCUACGCUCGGGAAUGGAGGUAGAUGCCUUUAACGUAGUGCACUCUCUGAACACUAACGACUUCUAUAGUUUUGCUUCUAAGUAUAUUGACCUAGAAUCUAUAUGGCGCGAUGGUUAUCUUGAUGUCGAGGAGGAGCUAGCUAAAGACCGACUCGCACAAGAAGCCUAUGCUUGUACGGUUCGGGUUCCACUCAAAGAAGGCCUAAACGGCCCUCAGGGCGAAGAGUGGCGCGAGGCGGUAAACAAAGAGUUCGGCACUUUUAAGAGACUCGGGGUGUAUGAAGAAGUCUCAACGAAGGCCUUACUACCAGGGGAGAAGCCUAUACCUCUUAUGGUAUUAUUGGAACUUAAAGACGGAGGAACUAGAAAGAAAGCGCGAGCAGUUGCAUUAGGUAACAAACAGCGCAACGCACCAGACGAAGUCUAUAGUCCCGUAGCUUCUCAAUUAACAUUCAGAAUCAUGCUACAAAAACUGCUAAGUGAGAAAAGUUUGGGCUACUCUAUCUUUGACAUAAGUACUGCUUUCUUGCAUGGGGACUUGCGCGAGAGAGUUUUCGUAAGUCCACCAAAGGAGCUCGCCAAUCCGGAGCGCCCAUUAUGGAGACUGCGGAAGUCCUUGUAUGGACUUACCGUGGCCCCCAUGAUGUGGAACGAAAAAUUGGUGAGUUGCCUCAAAGAGUUAGGCUUCGCACGCUCUACAAGCGACCCAUGCCUAUUCUCUCGCGGUUCAGUGCAGUUAUGUAUGUACGUUGAUGACGUAUUCGCCAUCGGUCCUCCUAAAGAACUUAAGGAGGCACAAGACGAAAUACUUCAGCGUUACCCUGGAAGGAUUCAAUCCCCAAAAGUCAAAAAUGGGAUUGAGUCCUUUAGUUACUUAGGAGUAGACGUAGAACUCAACAGGGGCAAGGGUUUGCUUCAUCUACGUAACACAGAAGUAAUAAAUAAGUUACUUAAAAAGUUCGGAUAUAUAGCCGAUGGCAUCCACUGUAGAACGCCUAUUAUUAACCACCUAACAAACAAGGACAGUGAGCCUUUACAAGAAAAAUUCCCCAUGAGGGAACUAGUAGGCAUAUUUCAGUACUUACAGUGCAGCUGCCGGCCUGAUCUAAGUUUCGCGGCAAAGGAAGUGGCGAGAUUUCUGGAUCAGCCAACCACACAGAUCACGAAAGACGCCGUGAUCCGAAUAGUAGCAUACUUGCGCAAUACUAAAGACCUAGGAUUAACAUAUAAAGCUACGAAAAUAGAUGACGCUAGAUCUAACUUAGAAGCGUUCGCAGACGCGGACUUUGCAGGGGAAGUCCCUUCUAGGAAGUCCACAAGUGGAAACUGCAUACUUUUCAACGGAUCACCCAUUUGGUGGAGGUGUGCAUCCCAGAGACUAGUAUCUCAAUCCACUAUGGAGGCGGAACUGAUUUCGCUCGCUACUCUAGUUAAAGACUUGAAGUAUGUGGAUUUCGUACUAUCGGACGUCUUUUCUGAAGUGGAACAUGGCCCAAGGCCUCGGUGCCAUAUUUCAUUCUCAGACAAGAUUCCGCAUCGUACACAGUGUGACAACGAGGCGGCCAUAGCUCACGCUAAGAGAGAGUUCCCAACAAAUAGAUCUAAGCAUCUUGACAUAAGACACAACUAUGUCAAGCAAUACAUUGACAGUGGCUUAGUCCAAUUGUCAUACGUGCCUACAAGUAAAAACCUAGCCGAUAUCUUUACUAAACCAUCCACACAACACAAGUUACAGAUGUUAAAUAUGAAACCAUCUGCAUGCUGAAACUACGAGUAGCACACUACUGAUUAUCUAAAGAUAAAUAAUGAGUCAAAACCGACUAGAGUGGGCCUUCUGACUAGAAGGAGCGUUAUACAAGGUUUAUUUUUUUACUUGUGACGUACUGGUGGAGCCGCCGGGUAGCUCUAUUUGGAUAAGCUUGGGACGGCCGAAGCCCAAGAAAAGAACAAAGCGCAAAAGCAAGACUUGUCGAGCAAAUUAGUACGGAACACGUUACAUAAUAAAGCGCGAAGCCUCUCCUAAAUUCAUGCACUAGCUAAGUAAGUAAAAACGAAAGACUUCCACUCAAACACGAUCAGCAGAGCGAGCAUGCCUCAUCAGAUUCGACAUACUCGAGGGGGAGUAUGUUGGCAUCUGUAUGAGCGUGUUCUGAUUCUGUUGAGAAGUGAGGGAAACGAACGAAAAGCAUGAACAAAGGAGAGCGCUUCUGUUUGAGUGUUUUCCACUCUGUUGAGGGUUGUAGAAUAAACACGAAGAACGUGGAGAGUUACACUAAGUAACAUUAGCCUAGUAACGUAGUCAAGGCACUAAUAUGAAAAACCUUUACACUCUUUCCCGACAGGAUCUAAUGUCUUUUCGCACGUUGAAACUACAUUCUGGACCUUGAAGCACGCCCCGCCUGGAAGUAACUAGUGUUCUACCUUCAUCAAGUUUGUUAUCGGU